UCCGUUGGAGCACCUCAACCUUGAAAACCCUAGCUCAACAAUGGCGUCUUCCUCUCAAUCCCAUCUCCUCUCCCUCCCUCUCCCUCACUCUCCCUCCUCCUUCCUUUCCAAGCCCAGAACUCCACACCUUCCACUCACUUACCCUUCUCCAAUCCAUCAAAGAACCGUUCCCCUUCUCACACUCAAUCCAAGACCUAUGAAUGGAUUUCAACCUCACAUUCACCACCAUCAGCACCACUCAAUAGCAAGACAACGUCUACUUCUGGUUUGCUGUAGUUCCAUUGAGUCUCAGAACAAUAGUGAAGGUAAUGAAGAAGACAUGCCGGUUAGAAAAGUGAGGAACAAAAGAGUGAGUGAUUGGACUACUUCUGUGCUUCUCUUUGGCUUCUGGGCUGGACUCAUGUUCUACAUCUUCCAACUCACUCCAAACCAAACUCCUGUAAGGGAUGAGUAUUUCUUGAAAAAACUACUGAAUUUGAAAGGAGACGAUGGCUUCCAAAUGAAUGAAGUUCUUGUGGCUGAAUGGUACAUCAUGGGUUUAUGGUCCUUAAUUUAUAGCAUGCUGCUGCUUCCCACUGGCAGAAGCUCUCAAAGCAAAAUUCCUGUCUGGCCAUUCCUUGUACUAUCACUCGUCGGCGGUUGUUAUGCUCUGAUUCCUUAUUUUGUUCUAUGGAACCCACUGCCACCUCCGGUCGAAGAAGAUGAACUUGAGAAAUGGCCUCUGAAUUUUCUUGAAUCAAAGAUUACUGCUGCAAUAACACUUGCAGCAGGAUUGGGGUGCAUAGUUUACGCUGGUUUAGCUAAUGAAGAUAUUUGGAAGGAAUUCUACCAAUACGUUAGAGAGAGCAAGUUUAUACACAUUAUGUCCAUUGACUUCUCAUUAUUCACAGCCUUCUCUCCUUUUUGGGUCUACAAUGACAUGGCUGCUCGCAAAUGGAAGGGUUCAUGGCUUCUGCCUUUAGCGUUGGUUCCAUUACUAGGACCAGCUCUAUACAUUCUAUUGCGCCCAUCUCUUUCGGCAUUGCCUACCAUCUCUGCAGCCACGACUGAGACCGAGUAAGCUGUUUAGCUCACAUUUUCAUUUUUAUGGCAAAACAAAUUGUGAUCUUCGGGUAAUUGGAAAGUUCUUAUGAUCUUGAUAAAUGAUGAGACAAAAAUCUCUCUCAGAAAGAAUGGCCCUAAAACAUCAAAACAAGAUAAACUUGUGAUUGACUUCGAUAUUCAAAUGUUUAUGAUCUGAUGUUGUUCAUGAAACUAGAUGUUUUCUGUUGCCACUUGCAUCAUUUACAAGAUGCAGUAGAUAAAUAGAUAGAGUGUGAAAUACAGGCAACUAUAUUACUCGUCA
Dioscorea cayenensis subsp. rotundata (Guinea yam) is the source of this 1345-nucleotide messenger RNA. RefSeq lists its product as uncharacterized. Bases 41 to 1060 code for a protein of 339 amino acids. NCBI's taxonomy places the organism in Eukaryota, Viridiplantae, Streptophyta, Magnoliopsida, Dioscoreales, Dioscoreaceae. The transcript is spliced from 6 exons. The record is from RefSeq and is a predicted model, not a curated record.